AUGGUGAGUUUCAUUCAUUUUGCCACAUUGGCAAGCGUGGCUGCUAUAUGUGCCACAGCUCUUGAAAAUGCCGCAGUGUAUCGGUUUGGCGAGCGAAACACCCAAAGUCAAGCAGUCUUGCUUUCUCAAAUGGACUCCAUAUAUAACCUUGCAGAUGAAUUCGAUGUGUCUGAUUUCUAUGAGUUGGACAAAUUGGACAAUGUUGAAGCUUUGGGCGUUGGAAAAAGCAAGGCCUGCGACAGAAAGGAUAAUAACCAAUUGGUGAUUAUAGUAAACGGAGUCGACGAACCACAGGCAUUCUUUGAGCAUAUAAAACCAGUCAUUUUGGUGGAGAGCAAGGAUGAUCGUUCAUCAUACAAGUUCAGAAGUUUUCUCUCCAGACUGCCAUCUCAGAUGAAAGAACUCAACCCCAAUCUCAACCUAAGCAAGCUGUCAAGUCACAUAUCUAUUCUUGGCCAGAACACCAACAGGGCGCUUUUUGAAACGUGGUCCAAGGUAUUCCACGACAAGGAACACGAUUCAAUAUCAUUGUUUUGGGGGGAGAUAUCUAGCAAUUACGAAGGCUCACAUUUUUCCAAGAGGUCGUUGGAAAUCAUAAGUGAUGAAGAAUUCAUUAACGAGCUAACUCAACUAGAGUUCCUGCUUAAAAAUGAGCUCGUGACAUCAAACGACAAGAUCAUUGUCAAUCUUCAAUCUUUGACAACCAUUUACGAGAAAACAGGAGAGCAUUCGCAGGCUUACCAAACAUGCAAGAAACUCUUGGGCAAGCUGAUAAUUUCUCUGGUGGAGAACAGCGCGAAAUAUGACUCAACAGUUGUGGUGAUGCCGUUGCAACAACAACUCAUAACUAUGAAGAUCAAUGAUGACUCAAAACAAGAGCUUUCUGUGGCAAAAAGAGACUCGUACUCUGUGUUCGCUAGCGCAAAUGGAUGUUUCAGUUCCCAAGAAGACUGUCUAGACUCUACUUCGACGUGCUCUGGACAUGGUUUGUGCUCAAAAGUGGGCAAGUGCUGGAAAUGCGUUUGUUCUGCUACUCAAGACUCAUCAACAGGUAGAACUACCAAAUGGACGGGCGCUUCAUGCCAGAAAAAGGACGUCAGCGCAGAAACGAACCUGUUCUUGUGGACAACAGUCGUCCUUCUUUUUGUGUUUGCUGCUGGUGUCAAGCUGCUUAUCAGCUGUGGUAAUGAGGAGCUGCCUGGAGUGCUAAUUGCUGCUACCGUUCCUACCAAGAAAACGAUGUAA
Molecule: messenger RNA, 1245 nt
Organism: Ogataea haglerorum
Lineage: Eukaryota; Fungi; Ascomycota; Pichiomycetes; Pichiales; Pichiaceae
Exons: 1
Coding region: 1-1245 (414 amino acids)
Cellular component (GO): endoplasmic reticulum
Source: RefSeq, a predicted model, not a curated record